ACCCGUUUUUCCAUUUCCACGAAGUUCUCUCUCAUCUCUCUCUUUCUCUCUCCUUUGAAAGAGAGGGUCCAAGUCUUCUCUUUUCUCCAACUCUUCCCAAGAUCUCUCACCGAUUUGGAUCCUUAACUAUUCUCUAUCUCUAUAUUCGCUCUUCCACACUCCGUCGCCGGAACUCAAUCGCCGAUCGCAGAUCCGUGUCUUCUACUUCUCGAUCUGAGGCACCAUGGCGGCCGCAAACGCUCCGAUCACCAUGAAAGAAGCCCUAACCUUGCCUAGCAUCGGCAUCAAUCCGCAGUUCAUCAAUUUCACGCACGUGACGAUGGAGUCAGAUAAGUAUAUAUGCGUUCGAGAGACGGCACCGCAGAACAGCGUGGUUAUCGUUGAUAUGAACAUGCCAAAUCAACCUUUGAGGAGGCCUAUCACUGCUGAUUCUGCUCUUAUGAAUCCAAAUUCUAGAAUCCUUGCGUUGAAAGCCCAACUGCAAGGGACUACCCAGGAUCACCUACAGAUAUUUAAUAUUGAAAUGAAAGCAAAGGUGAAAUCAUAUCAGAUGCCAGAGCAGGUUGUCUUUUGGAAAUGGAUUACACCCAAGUUGUUGGGUCUUGUGACACAGACCUCUGUAUACCACUGGUCAAUUGAAGGUGAAUCUGAGCCUGUAAAGAUGUUUGAGAGAACUGCAAAUUUGGCCAACAACCAGAUAAUUAAUUACCGAUGCGAUCCUACAGAAAAAUGGUUGGUCUUGAUUGGCAUUGCUCCUGGUUCACCGGAGAGGCCACAAUUGGUGAAGGGAAACAUGCAACUUUACUCCGUGGAUCAGCAGCGUAGUCAGGCUCUUGAAGCUCAUGCUGCAUCCUUUGCUCAAUUUAAGGUUCCUGGAAAUGAUAAUCCUUCAGUUUUGAUAUCUUUUGCCUCAAAGACACUUAAUGCUGGUCAAAUUAUAUCGAAGUUGCAUGUUAUUGAGCUGGGUGCACAGCCAGGGAAGCCAUCAUUUACCAAGAAACAGGCAGAUCUUUUCUUCCCACCAGAUUUUGCUGAUGACUUUCCAGUUGCAAUGCAGAUAUCCCACAAAUACAAUUUGAUUUAUGUGAUUACCAAACUUGGGCUACUAUUUGUGUAUGAUUUGGAGACAGCAACUGCUGUGUAUAGAAACAGAAUUAGUCCAGAUCCAAUAUUUUUGACAGCAGAAGCUACGUCACUGGGAGGCUUUUAUGCCAUCAACAGGAGAGGCCAGGUGUUAUUGGCUACUGUCAAUGAACAAACCAUUGUGAAUUUUGUCAGCGGCCAGUUAAACAAUUUGGAGCUUGCAGUUAAUCUUGCCAAAAGAGGAAAUCUUCCUGGGGCUGAGAAGCUGGUAGUGGAACGAUUUCAUGAACUCUUUGCCCAAACAAAGUAUAAAGAAGCAGCUGAGCUUGCUGCUGAAUCUCCGCAAGGAAUCCUCCGUACGCCAGAUACAGUUGCCAAAUUUCAGAGUGUUCCUGUGCAAACUGGGCAAACUCCUCCACUGUUGCAGUAUUUUGGAACACUUCUAACGAGGGGGAAGUUGAAUGCCUUUGAGUCGUUAGAAUUGUCUCGGCUGGUUGUGAACCAGAACAAGAAAAAUCUUUUGGAGAAUUGGUUGGCAGAGGACAAGCUUGAGUGCAGUGAGGAGCUAGGAGAUCUUGUUAAGACUGUGGACAAUGAUCUUGCUUUAAAAAUAUAUAUCAAAGCCAGAGCAACUCCAAAAGUUGUUGCCGCAUUUGCUGAGAGGAGGGAGUUCGAUAAAAUUCUGAUUUACUCCAAGCAGGUUGGGUACACUCCUGACUACCUCUUCCUUCUUCAAACAAUCCUCCGGACAGAUCCUCAGGGUGCUGUUAAUUUUGCAUUAAUGAUGUCUCAAAUGGAAGGGGGUUCCCCAGUUGAUUACAACACUAUAACUGAUCUGUUUCUUCAGAGAAACCUGAUCCGUGAGGCAACUGCUUUUCUCCUAGACGUUUUAAAGCCCAAUCUACCGGAGCAUGCAUUCCUUCAGACAAAGGUGUUAGAGAUAAAUCUGGUGACUUUCCCCAAUGUUGCUGAUGCAAUUUUGGCUAAUGGCAUGUUCAGCCAUUAUGACCGUCCUCGUAUUGCCCAACUAUGUGAAAAAGCUGGUCUUUACGUGCGAGCUUUGCAACAUUACACAGAGUUGCCUGAUAUAAAGCGUGUGAUUGUGAAUACACAUGCAAUUGAACCUCAGUCACUUGUCGAGUUUUUUGGUACUCUGUCCCGAGAAUGGGCACUGGAGUGCAUGAAAGACCUAUUGCUGGCCAAUCUUAGAGGCAACCUGCAGAUAAUUGUGCAGGUUGCUAAAGAAUAUUGUGAGCAAUUGGGCGUUGACAGCUGCAUAAAACUUUUUGAGCAGUUUAAGUCUUAUGAAGGACUGUACUUCUUCCUUGGAUCAUAUUUGAGCUCCAGUGAGGAUCCUGAGAUUCACUUCAAGUACAUUGAGGCCGCAGCAAAAACUGGUCAAAUCAAAGAAGUUGAGCGCGUGACAAGAGAAUCAAAUUUCUAUGAUGCUGAGAAAACAAAGAACUUUCUGAUGGAGGCUAAACUUCCAGAUGCACGACCUUUAAUCAAUGUCUGUGAUCGUUUUGGAUUCGUUCCAGAUCUUACACACUAUCUAUACACAAGCAACAUGCUUCGCUACAUUGAAGGUUAUGUUCAGAAGGUGAACCCGGGGAACGCUCCUUUAGUGGUUGGGCAGCUUCUUGAUGAUGAGUGUCCAGAAGAUUUUAUAAAAGGCUUGAUUCUUUCUGUUCGUUCAUUACUGCCAGUGGAGCCCCUUGUGGAUGAAUGUGAGAAGAGGAAUCGCCUUCGCUUGCUCACGCAGUUCCUAGAGCAUCUUGUAAGUGAGGGAAGCCAGGAUGUUCAUGUCCACAAUGCUUUGGGUAAAAUUAUCAUAGAUAGCAACAACAACCCAGAACAUUUUCUCACGACCAACCCAUACUAUGAUUCACGAGUAGUGGGCAAGUAUUGUGAGAAGCGUGACCCCACCUUGGCUGUUGUAGCCUACCGACGGGGACAAUGUGAUGAUGAACUUAUUAAUGUUACAAACAAAAAUUCUUUGUUCAAACUCCAAGCGAGAUAUGUUGUUGAGAGAAUGGAUGGUGAUCUGUGGGCUAAAGUUCUUAGCCCUGAUAAUGAGUACAGAAGGCAACUUAUUGAUCAGGUUGUAUCUACUGCUUUACCCGAAAGCAAGAGCCCUGAACAAGUUUCUGCUGCUGUUAAGGCCUUCAUGACAGCUGAUCUUCCGCAUGAAUUGAUUGAACUUCUUGAAAAGAUUGUGCUUCAGAAUUCUGCAUUCAGUGGGAACUUUAAUUUGCAGAAUCUUCUUAUAUUGACAGCAAUUAAGGCUGAUCCAUCCAGAGUAAUGGAUUAUGUCAAUAGACUGGAUAAUUUUGACGGGCCUGCAGUUGGAGAAAUGGCUGUUGAAGCUCAGUUAUAUGAGGAAGCAUUUGCUAUUUUCAAGAAGUUCAACCUGAAUGUUCAAGCAGUUGAUGUCUUGCUAGAUAAUAUUCACAGCAUUGAUAGAGCUGUGGAGUUUGCGUUCAGAGUUGAAGAAGAUGCUGUUUGGAGUCAGGUAGCCAAGGCUCAACUCCGGGAAGGGCUAGUAAGUGAUGCAAUUGAGUCAUUUAUACGCGCAGAUGAUGCUACACAAUUUUUGGAUGUUAUCCGUGCUGCUGAAGAUGCCAAUGUGUACCAUGACUUGGUUAAAUACUUGCUGAUGGUAAGGCAGAAAGCAAAAGAGCCCAAGGUGGACAGUGAGCUCAUUUAUGCAUAUGCAAAGAUUGAUAGGCUUAGUGACAUUGAGGAGUUCAUUCUCAUGCCAAAUGUUGCUAAUCUUCAAAAUGUUGGUGAUCGACUGUUUGAUGAAGCAUUGUAUGAGGCUGCAAAAAUCAUAUUUGCCUUUAUAUCUAACUGGGCCAAGUUGGCUGUUACACUAGUAAAACUGCAACAGUUCCAAGGUGCUGUUGAUGCAGCAAGGAAAGCAAACAGCGCAAAAACAUGGAAGGAAGUUUGCUUUGCUUGUGUUGAUGCGGAGGAAUUUCGCCUGGCCCAGAUAUGUGGUCUCAACAUUAUUGUUCAGGUGGAUGACUUGGAGGAGGUCAGUGAAUAUUACCAAAAUAGAGGUUGCUUCAAUGAGCUCAUAUCUCUCAUGGAGAGUGGUUUAGGGUUAGAACGGGCACAUAUGGGUAUCUUCACCGAGUUGGGAGUUCUGUAUGCUAGAUACCGCCCUGAGAAACUAAUGGAGCAUAUCAAACUAUUCUCAACUCGUCUCAAUAUUCCAAAACUCAUUAGAGCAUGUGACGAACAACAGCACUGGAAAGAAUUAACCUAUUUGUACAUCCAAUAUGAUGAGUUUGAUAAUGCUGCAACUACCAUCAUGAACCAUUCACCUGAAGCGUGGGACCACAUGCAAUUCAAAGAUGUUAUUGUGAAAGUUGCUAAUGUGGAGUUAUAUUACAAGGCUGUCCAUUUCUAUCUGCAAGAGCAUCCAGAUCUUAUUAAUGAUGUUCUGAAUGUCCUAGCACUUCGUGUGGACCAUGCACGUGUUGUUGACAUCAUGCGAAAGGCCGGUCAUUUGCGUCUUGUGAAGCCAUACAUGGUUGCUGUUCAAAGCAAUAAUGUAUCAGCUGUUAACGAAGCCUUGAAUGAAAUAUAUGUUGAGGAGGAAGACUAUGAUAGAUUGCGCGAGUCCAUUGAUUUGCAUGAUAACUUCGACCAAAUAGGCCUUGCACAAAAGAUUGAAAAGCAUGAGCUUCUUGAGAUGCGGCGUGUUGCUGCAUAUAUCUACAAGAAGGCAGGUAGGUGGAAACAGUCUAUUGCCUUGUCAAAGAAGGAUAACCUCUAUAAGGAUGCCAUGGAGACAGCCUCACAAUCUGGUGAUCGUGAACUUGCGGAGGAGUUGCUCGUUUAUUUCAUUGAUCAGGGAAAGAAGGAAUGCUUUGCCUCGUGUCUCUUCGUUUGCUAUGAUUUAAUACGGGCUGACAUUGUUCUUGAACUGGCUUGGAUGCACAAUAUGAUUGAUUUUGCCUUCCCAUAUCUCUUGCAGUUUAUCCGUGAAUAUACUGGCAAGGUUGAUGAGCUGGUGAAGGACAAAAUUGAAGCGCAGAAUGAAGUGAAGGUUAAAGAGCAAGAGGAAAAGGAUGUUGUUGCACAACAGAACAUGUAUGCUCAAUUGUUGCCACUUGCUUUGCCCGCACCACCAAUGCCUGGAAUGGGAGGAGGUAUGGGAGGAGGCUAUGGUCCUCCUCCUCCCCCUCCUCAAAUGGGUGGACUAGGGAUGCCACCAAUGCCUCCUUUUGGCAUGCCACCCAUGGGUAGCAGUUAUUGACAGGUAUCAAACCAUGUCGUGUUUAGUGUGAACUAGGUCCUCAUGGAGAGUAAUUUAGCAGCUUCGGCGGUCGCAUAGAAUUUCUUCUGGGAUUUUGGUGCAGUAUUCUUUCCUUGCUUAGCGUGGUGGUUUAGGUUCAAUUUAUAAAAUAAUUUCAGGUGUCUGGCGAUGGUUGUGUCAUAAUAGUCUUUCUAGUUUCUUUUUGUUUGUAGAUGCGGCAUUUUUUGGGCUUCUGGCCCUAGCUAGCUGAUGAAAUUCUGUAUAAUACCAUUUUAUUGUAUUAAAUGAACUCGUCCCAUGUUUAAUACCAAAAUUUACCGACUCUGAAUC
This is a messenger RNA of Arachis ipaensis, 5680 nucleotides long. RefSeq names its product Clathrin, heavy chain. Gene Ontology annotation, biological process: intracellular protein transport; receptor-mediated endocytosis. NCBI's taxonomy places the organism in Eukaryota, Viridiplantae, Streptophyta, Magnoliopsida, Fabales, Fabaceae. Gene Ontology annotation, cellular component: clathrin coat of coated pit; plasma membrane; plasmodesma. The record is from RefSeq and is a predicted model, not a curated record. Gene Ontology annotation, molecular function: structural molecule activity; clathrin light chain binding.